AUGCCAAAAAUUGAGUAUAUUGGUCGUCCAUCUUUACACUUCUACGGCAAGCUCCUGUCAGAAAUAGCCAAAAACCUUAAAAAUCGCGCCAAGGGUAGAGUAGUAAUAAAGGAAACUGAAACAGCAAAAUUCAAGGAGCCAUGCUAUUACAUUUUAAAAAAUGUUGUUCCACUUAUGUCCGAUAAAUCUGAUGUUAGAUGUAGAGCAUGGGGUAUACGGGUAUUCCGUGGCCGAAAUCUUGGCUAUUGUCUCCUACCGAAUACACAUGAACCAGAUUGGCGUCUUCUAUCACCUAGUGAAGCUGAACGUCUAACGUCCAUGUCAACAAAAACUGAUUUGGUCGCUCCGGAUGUUCCAGUUAGCUGCGUUGCUCAAGCUCCCCCUUUGUUAACAAUAUUUUUACGAAGAAAAAAUGUACUUCCACCACAAGUAGUGGAAGAAGUUGAAAAAUCUACUCACUCUUUAGACAUACAACAAUCAAUGAGAGAAGCUAGUGGUUUAUUAUUGUUAACGCCUCACCGCUAUGAUCCGACAAGUUUCAAAGUUCCUAUUGAACCGACUUCCGAGGAGAAAUCACGUAUGUAUCCUCCAUAUGAAUGGUCAGCUAAAAAAGGAUUAAUUAUAAAGCCAAAUUUGGAUCGAGAUUCUUAUUUAAUUCGUCGAUCUGAUACACCUGGAUUGUAUUGGCGUGUUCAUUUAGCGAAAUCUUCCGAAACAGAACAAGAUAGUUUCAUAGACAGGAAAUUGUUAUCAAACGAACUGGAUUAG
This is a messenger RNA of Schistosoma margrebowiei, 768 nucleotides long. NCBI's taxonomy places the organism in Eukaryota, Metazoa, Platyhelminthes, Trematoda, Strigeidida, Schistosomatidae. The record is from the annotation of a GenBank genome assembly.